Molecule: messenger RNA, 3333 nt
Organism: Cololabis saira (Pacific saury)
Lineage: Eukaryota; Metazoa; Chordata; Actinopteri; Beloniformes; Belonidae
Gene: niban1a
Product: niban apoptosis regulator 1a
Exons: 16
Coding region: 67-3333 (1088 amino acids)
Source: RefSeq, a predicted model, not a curated record
CCGCCGGGACGCCGCUCCUACCUGCGGACCUGCGGACUGAAGCACCUGAGGAUCCUCUGAGCCGCCAUGGGGGUCUCCGCGUCCAGCCUGCUGGACGAAACCCGCUCCAGCUUCAUCAGGGGUCAGGCCCAGGCCGAGCUGAAGGCCUUCGGUCCGUACUACAGGAAACAGUUCUCGGUGGCCCGGUUCUGCCAGGUGGAGGACGAGCUGGAGCAGGACCAGCAGAAGAUCACGCAGCUGCUGCUGCAGAAGGGGCCCCCGGAGGAGGGCGUGGUCCUGUACGAGGAGGUGGUCCAGUACCUGGACGAGGCCCGGAAGUGGAGGGAGCGCUACGUGGUGGUCCGGGCCAACUACUGCCUGGAGCUGCACGACGGCCUGGAGUCGUUCCUGAAGGGAGUUCCCCCCCGACACAAGCUGCUGCCCACCGGGGGCCGAGUCCUGACGGAGGAGGAACCGUACAUGGCCCUGGUGGACAGGUGCUUCCCCGACGACGGAGGUCCGGUUCCAGGUCCGAAGGAGGACUUCCUGCCCCCCCUGGCCGGGAUGCCGGGCCAGUUCCCGGUCUACCUGCGUCUGCCGUACCGGAGAGACUCGUACUUCUGCUUCAGGCAGGAGGACAAGAGGGCUGGAUUCAUCUCCAUCCUGUCGGACUGCAUCCGGCACCAGAACCAGGACUUCCUGAAGAAGAAGAGCUGCGAGGUCCAGGCCUUCCUCCGAGCCAUCCGGCUGUUCCGGCAGGACAAGGGCCGCUACGAGGCCUGGGACAUGCUGAUAGGCAGCGACGUCCGGGUUCUGGCCAACCUGGUGAUGGAGACGCUGCUGCCGGGCCUGGAGUCGGACCUGCUGCCGCGGCUCAAGGCCAAGAAGACGGACCGGAAACGGGUCUGGUUCGCGACCAUGGAGGCCGCCUACGUCCUGGUCCAGGAGCAGCUGCUGGACGGGCUGGCGGUUCUGAAGGACGAGUGUCGGGAAACGGCCCGGCAGCACGAGGUUCUGAUCCACUCUGACAUGGACCAGAUCCUCCGGUCCAGACGGAUCCUGGAGGAGAACAUACGAGCCCGGGUGUCGUCCCCGGCCGAGCGGCUCCUCUCCGGGUCGGUCCAGCCCUACCUGGGCUCGGUUCUGGAGGAGCUGAUGGAGCCGGUCAGCUCCGGGUUCCUGGAGGCCCGGCAGCAGAGCCAGGACCUGAUGGACCGGGCCUGCCGGGACGUGGACCGGGACCAGGACACGCUGAAGCAGACUCUGGCGGGCCUGGCCAGACCGGACCUGCUGAGCUGCUACCAGAAGAUCGGCUCUCUGCAGGACCGGCUGCAGCACCUGGAGAACCGGUUCGGCUUCUCCGGCACCGCGGCGCUGGUGCACGGGGCCCAGAUCGACCUGCAGCAGCUGACGGACAACGCCGCCCACACCUUUGAGCUGCUGCUCUGCAAAGCCGUGCAGGACAAACCUGACGCCGCCGGCGCCGCCGCCGAGAAGGCCAAGACCCGGGUCCUGAAGCAAUACGACUACGACAGCAGCAGCGUGAGGAAGAGGAUCUUCCAGGACGCGCUGGUCUCCAUCACGCUGCCCUUCCUGAAGAAGAGCCUGGCACCGACCUGCGGAGCUGAGCUCCAGAGCCUGGAACAGACGAUCGACGGCGACCACAACGACUUCAUCCACGUGGAGAACGUUUACGAGAAAAUCCUGCUACAGAACCUGGACCAGGAGGUGACCCGAGUGGUGAAGGAAGCUGCCAGCCUGCAGAAGCACAACCUCAUCACGGACAGCAGAGACCUGAUCAGCCAGUCCAGCAGGUCCAGCCUCUCGUCCCCGCCGGCCUCCACGCCCGGCAGCCCCGACCUGGCCCUGGGGGCCUCCCCGGUGGCCCUGGGGGCCUCCUCGGUGGCUCUAGGGGCCUCCCCGUUGGCCCCGAUGGCCCCAUUAGGGCCCCCGCACCCCCCCGUGGCCAACGGCGUGUCCCCCGGCCCCCACAGGGAGGAAAACCUGCAGAGAGAAGCUUCAGCCGGCGUGACCUUGGCCUCGGAAAAACCUGAGGGAGACGAUGCUGGUCAGGGGGCGGAGCUACAUGUUGAUCAGGGGGCGGAGCUACCAGCUGGUCAGGGGGCGGAGUUACCAGCUGGUCCGGGGGCGGAGCUACCAGCCGGUCAGGGGGCGGAGCUACCAGCCGGUCAGGGGGCGGAGCUACCAGCCGGUCAGGGGGCGGAGCUACCAGCCGAUCAGGGGGCGGAGCUUCCAGCUGCAGAAGAGGAGGAGGUCCAGACUGUGGAGGCUGAAGACGACGGUGGACCUGAAGCUUCUCCUUCAUCAGAUGUUCAGGAUGAAGCAGCAGAUCCUGGGAGCCCGGUCCAGACGGGAGAACCUGAACCGGUCCCGCCUUCAGCAGGAAGUUUGAGUCCCGGGGAAACCGAGGUAACCGAGCCCCAGCCUGCUGCCAGCUCCGAGCCUCACAGCUCAGGCGCUGCAGCGGUGGCUCCCUCUGCUGGUGGAGAGCCAGAAGACGCCGGCCUCGUCCUGCAGGAGGAGGAGUCUGUUCCUCCAGCAGAACCAGGGUCUCCAGCAGAACUGGUUCCUCCAGCAGAACCAGGGUCUCCAGCAGAACUGGUUCCUCCAGCAGAACUGGUUCCUCCACCAGAACUGGUUCCUCCACCAGUACCGGGCUCUCCGGAACCGGGCUCUCCGGACGGGUCGGUGGGAGGCGAGGAGCCGCCGUCGGACCCGGAGUCCAGGGUCCAGGUCUUGUUGCCCGGCAACGUCUCCACAGGCGCAGAAGCCGCUGAGGAGCCUCAGCUGGAGGCCCGGGCCGGGGACGGUGGGGGGGCCGGGGACGGCCUGAGCCUGGAGGCGGCCCCAGCUACAGCGCCGCCCCCUCAGGAGGCCCCGCCCUCUCAGGAGGCCCCGCCCUCUCAGGAGGCCCCGCCCUCUCAGGAGGCCCCGCCCUCUCAGGAGGCCCCGCCCCCUCGUGACUCCGCCCCCCUGGACUCCAUCAGGGACAUCAGGGAGCUGGUGGUGGAGGUGAUGGAGGUGGAGGAGCCGGUGCAGCGCUACCCGGGGGGGAUGGGGGAGGAGCCGAGCAGUUUCCACGUGCCUUUAGUCGCCGUGACGGAGGAACCCGGCCUCCGUCACGUGGAUGCGGUUGCCACGGAGACGGGUCCAGGCUCCGGCCUCCGUCACGUGGAUGCGGUUGCCACGGAGACGGGUCCAGGCUCCGGCCUCCGUCACGUGGAUGCGGUUGCCACGGAGACGGGUCCAGGCUCCGGCCUCCGUCACGGGGAUGCGGUUGCCACGGAGACGGGUCCAGGGCGUUGCUGCUUCCCAGACCCGGUUCAGGUCUGA